CACUGAUGGAUACGAACACCUUGAUAUCAAGAUCGCCGCCACCACCACAACACAACACCACGGUCAUGGGGAGUCGGUGACAGGCACUAGGACAACAUUGCCACUCAACGUGCUGGCAGGCCCUUGGGUGUCCUCACCCUUAAUACCCUGGCUUGGCCCUCCAGACACUCUGCAACUCCAGGAUUUUCCUCUUUAAGUCAAGGCAACUUGCCAGAAUCCAACUAGCCCGGCACUUUCAGGCCAAUACCUAGAGGUGUUUUCAGACUCCAGCGACAUCACUAAUAAUUCUCCUGCCUUGAUUUCUACAGAACCUUUAGACAGCUGCAAAACUCAUCAAAGUCAGAAGCCAGACACAUGUCGGUGAAGAUGUGAACUGAGGAGCUGUUGGUGCCGUGACUGCUAUUGAUGAAGCUUUGAUAGUCUCUCCACUGCAAUGAGAAGGUGGUGGAGCUUCAGUGGUGCACUGAACAACACCUACAUUAUUUGCUCAGUUACAGUUUUGCUAUUAGCAGUUGCCACAUGUGGAGAAGAUACUCAUUUUACCAACUGCUCAUCUCUGCUGCCUGGCCAGUACCAGUGCAAUGAACUGAACAUUGACCCCCAAACUCAGCAGCUGAAAGGCUGCACAAAGGAAGGCCGUGCUCGCAUCCCCUGCACCUCAGCCACUGGCAUCAUCUGUAUAGAAACUAACAAUGGAACAUUUGAGCGUGAAGUGCCUUGCAAAUUCACCAACGGUUACUCGUACGAGACAGCUCUGCUCCUCUCGGUGUUCCUGGGCAUGUUUGGCAUUGAUCGUAUUUAUCUGGGCUACUACGCUGUCGGCCUGGCCAAGUUCUGUACCCUGGGAUUCCUCUUCCUUGGCCAGCUGAUUGACAUCAUCCUCAUCGCCACACAGACCAUCGGGCCAGCAGACGGUUCACACUACGUCAUCAGUUACUUUGGGGCCGGCAUCACUGUGCUGAGGAUGGACAACACCACCUACAGGAUGCCUCAGGAUGAUUGGGUUAUUGAUCUGCCUCCUAAAGAACUCUAGAACUUGUUGUUAGUUAUGUGACAAUUAUCAAAGUGUGUGUUGAAGUUUACAGGAGAUUUUUAUUUUUUUUUUUUACUUUAUUUUUGUUGUUUGUUUUUUCAUAUUCCCUUCAUUUGAACUUUUCACUUGAGGUUUUAAGGAUGAUCUCAGUUUUGGACUGAGUUGAUAUUUCUUGAGAAGUUUUCUUGAAAAAAGUUUAAUUUAUAAGUGUUUUAGAGCUUGUAAAUUUACCUAGGAAUUAAAGAUUGUUAUUGAGAAAUUAUGUUAUUGAUUAUUCUAGGUGGUUCAUGUUUGAACAGACAAACAAAAAGCAAGUUUUCUGAUAUCUGAAAGUGUAAUGCAGUGAAACUAUUGAGUUAAAGCUGAAAAUAUACUUAAAUUUUUUA
This is a messenger RNA of Portunus trituberculatus (swimming crab), 1419 nucleotides long. It is a transcript of the gene bisc, whose product is annotated as TM2 domain-containing protein CG10795-like. The record is from RefSeq and is a predicted model, not a curated record. The transcript is spliced from 4 exons. NCBI's taxonomy places the organism in Eukaryota, Metazoa, Arthropoda, Malacostraca, Decapoda, Portunidae. The coding region runs from base 434 to 1033 and encodes 199 amino acids.